AUGCUGCGGUGGCUGAUUGGCGGCGGCCGCGAGCCGCAGGGCCUGGCGGAGAAAUCAUCGAUACAGACAAUUGGUGAAGAACAAAUACAGAAUCCUUAUACGGAGCUCCUUGUGUUGAAAGGUCAUCAAGAUAUAGUACGAUUUCUAGUGCAGAUAGAUGAUUGCAGAUUUGCAUCUGCAGGAGAUGAUGGAAUUGUAUUUCUGUGGAAUGCUCAGACUGGAGAAAAGCUUCUUGAACUUCAUGGACACACACACAAAAUUACAGCUAUAGCACCAUUUUCUUCAUCGGAUGCUUCUGAAGAAAAAAAACAUUUAAUUUUAACAGCGUCAGCUGACAGAACAGUUAUUGUUUGGGACUGCACUACAGGUAGACAGGUUCAGAAAGUGUCAUGUUUCCAUUAUACUGUAAAGUGUUUGACAGUUCUUCAAAGACUGGAUGUAUGGUUGUCUGGAGGGAGUGAUCUAUGUGUUUGGAACCGAAAAUCAGAUCUCUUGUGUAAGACUAGUCAUCUUACUGAUGCAGGUAUCAGUGCUUUGGUUGAGUUGCCUAAAAAUUGUGUUGCAACAGCUGUUGGCAAAGAGCUAAUAAUUUUUAGGUUGAUUCCUUCUGAUGAUGAGUCCGAAGGCUGGAAUGUCCAUGAAGUAAAACGCCUUGUUGACCAUCAGGAUAAUAUUUUGUCAUUAGUCAGUGUCAAUGACUUGACUUUUGUGACAGGCUCUCAUGUGGGAGAGUUAAUAGUUUGGGAUGCACUUGACUGGACAAAGCAGGCAUCUGAGUGCAACUUCUGGGAUUCUGCUGUCCAUCCAGAUGUACAGCCAGAAAUAAAGUUAUCUCAAAGCCCAAAUGAAACUUCAGUUCAACACUUAACAUGUGAUGAAGAGUGUGUGUUUGCUGCUGUUGGGAAAGGCAUAUAUGUAUAUAAUCUUCAAAUGAAGCGUGUAAUUGCCUGCCAGAGAAAUGCUCACGACUCCUCUGUACUGCACAUUGAGAAGCUUCCAAACAGGCAGCUGAUCUCCUGUUCAGAAGACGGCAGUGUGCGUAUCUGGGAGCUCCGAGAAAAGCAGCAGCUACCAGCUGAACCAGUUCCAACAGGUUUUUUCAACAUGUGGGGAUUUGGAAGAGCAAACCGUCAGACAAACCAAGUUGCUAAGAAGGUGCAAGAGAAUACACCUACGUAUCUCCUUGAGCUAGUUGGUGAUUUAAUUGGUCAUUCGUCAGCUGUGCAGAUGUUCCUGUACUUUGGUGAGCUAGGCCUGGCUACAUGCUCUGCUGACCACCUCAUUAUUUUGUGGAAGGAUGGUGAACGAGAAUCUCGACUCCGCAGUUUAACACUAUUUCAAAAACUGGCACAAAAUGGUAAUUUGCAGCUCAGAUUUUAAACUGCUUGAAUACAGGCUGCAUUAUACAUAAACCUCUCUGUGCUUGUGUGUGUUAAAUGUGAAUGCAAAGGAGUGUCUGAGUAACUGAGUAACAUGUCACAUGUUCUGGAAUUGGAAUUUUUAUUAGUUGCUACUACUCUUCCCAAAGGAGAAUUUUGCAUGUUGAAAUUUACUUGGCUUGCUCUGUCAGCAGAAAUUACAUUCUCUUCGAAAGACUGAAGAUAAUGAUAAUUCAUUAAAUGGUGUCUAAUACUAUUUUAUGUUUAAAAACAGCAGGGGUGGGAGUCAAAAUAAAGUUAAGUGAAAAUCCUUAGAUGGAUCAUAACUACAGCAGUUGGGGGAAUUCCAGAGUGUGAGGUGUAGAAAGAAGACACAAGAAAAAUCUGAGGCUUCCUGUUUUGUGUAACUUAUUUAUUGAAGCUAAACUUUAGACACGUGAUGGCUCAAAUUUACAUAUCUACCAAAAAACGCAAAGGAAACAGUUCUCAAUAGAAUUUCUGUAUUUGAAGUUACUAUUCUGCAUCAAGGGUAAGAGUGAGAGGGGAAAAAAAAGUGGGCAAUACCUGUUUGUUGGGUUUUAAUUCUUGGCAAAGCUACUCGCAGUAGCUGCAGUUUUUCUGUGGCUUAACCUAUGCUACUUGAGUUUGUACAGCACUGUUACCAUCAAGUGUGACUGGUUUAGUCUUUCCAUAUUGCAUUCAUCAAAUCAGUUUCUAUUGA
Molecule: messenger RNA, 2100 nt
Organism: Indicator indicator
Lineage: Eukaryota; Metazoa; Chordata; Aves; Piciformes; Indicatoridae
Gene: WDR41
Product: WD repeat domain 41
Exons: 13
Coding region: 1-1380 (459 amino acids)
Biological process (GO): regulation of autophagy
Cellular component (GO): lysosomal membrane
Molecular function (GO): protein binding
Source: RefSeq, a predicted model, not a curated record